CCUCUCCUUACCAUCGACUUCAUUCACUUUUACUAGCUCUUGGGAAGGCGUGAAUUCUUCACCAGCGAUAGUCCGUGUUAUAAGACGAGACUCAAAGAGUUAUAACAACUUUCGCCCGGCUGGGUCAGAAACAUUUGCAUAACAUUUGGGGGUUGCGACUCUGACUGCACAUACGGACUACAACAACAUCCUCCCUAACAAACAAGGAUGAUGACCCAAGAGGACAUGGACUUUGAAAAUGACACUUAUGAAUACAUGGAAUAUGGGUAUUUGGAGGAGUCAAAAACUGAAGGUUAUACUCAGAGAGAAGCUCUUCACAUUAUAUCAGUGAUCAUCUACAGUCUGGCGUUUACUCUGGGUGUGAUUGGGAAUGGAAUGGUUAUCUGGUUGACUGCAUUCAAAAGCAAAAGAACUGUGAACAGCAUUUGGCUACAGAAUCUGGCCAUUGCCGACUUUGUGUUUGUGCUUUUCUUGCCGUUCUCCAUCGACUAUGUGCUGCGAGAUUUUCAUUGGCUCUUCGGAAAGCCAUUGUGCAAGUUAAACUCCUUUGUCUGCACCAUGAACAUGUAUGCCAGCGUGCUCUUUCUGACUGUCUUGAGUCUGGAUCGCUACGUCUCACUGGUCCACCUGAACUGGUCGGAAAAGUACCGCACCAUAUGGCGGGCCUGGUGGCUGUGUGCACUGAUUUGGAUCACUUCCUGCUGUUUAAGCUGUCCGACCCUGAUAUUCCGAGAUACAAUUCAACAUAAUGGGAAGAUUGUGUGUUUUAAUAACUUCCACGAUAAGAGCGGCCACAUUGUGGCAAUAAGACACAUUGCCAUGGUAUCACUGCGCACCGCCGUGGGCUUCCUCCUUCCAUUCUGCACCAUCACUGUAAGUGGCAUAUUAUUAGCUUUCAAGAUGCAGCAGUCAAACUCUGUACGUUUGUCCAGCUUCUCCAGAACGGUUUCUGCAGUAAUCCUCGCCUUCUUCUUGUGCUGGGUGCCAUUUCACACCUUUAGCCUGAUGGAAUUGACUAUGCAUCAUACCACUUACCUGCACUCAGUGCUCAUUGUGGGCUUUCCGCUUGCCACCAGCCUCGCCUUCUUCAAUAGCUGUGUGAACCCAAUCCUAUAUGUACUGCUAACCAAGAAGGUACGGAAACUUGUGAAGAGGUCGUGUUUGAACUUCACCAAGAGCUCGCUAAGAGAGCUGAGUCAGUCCAUAUCUGCUACUGAAUUAGACUCAGCACUGCCCAGCUGCUCUCCAGAAGAUCCCACUGCUAACUCAUCUGUCUGAUAAGAUCAGUAGUUUGCAAAACUACACUGCAUGGUUAGAAAUAUGUAGAUACCCCCAUCUAAUUUCAGGCCCCUUAAUUUCAAUAAAUACAAAUCUUAAUGCUAGCCAUACAAUGAUAUUCUAGAGCAGUGUUUCCCAUUUGUGGUCCUGGUAUAUCCCCAACAAUAAACUUCAUGACCCUGCUCACACCUGGUAUUAAAAUGCAUUUACCGAUUACAUAUGGUCAGGUGAGACACAUCGCUGUUUAUACCUGGACCACUUGUGUUCGGAUUUCAAGAGGAGGGUCUCUGAUUUCAAGAUGACGUGAAACUAUGUCAUUGUGUUGCUGCAUUAUAAUAAACUGCGAAAAAGUCAUAAAAGAUAAGGAAAGCACAAACAAAACUGGCUCACUGUUUCUCCCAGAUGCAGAUGAAAUGUAAUCUAAGUACAAUGCAUUAUAUUGAGCAGAAUUUACCAUUGUUUCAGUGGAAUACUUGUGUUAUUUGAGCUUCAGCUGAGCAUUCGCUGUAUUAAAGACACUAUCGUGCAUUUUUAUUUUAGAUAGUAAAUCAUACAGUUUAAUUUUGAAAGUUAAUUUACAUAAAUAAAUAAAUAUACAAAGGAGUGUAUUACUCGAGUAAACAAAAUGCAGUUUUCUUCACACUGAGAAAACUGCAAUGGAACGCCACUUCAUGUUGGACUUACAACUCGUGCGGAAAUCUUCAGCUCUGAUUUCGCUGAAAUGCAGGUGUGUCACGCAAGCAUGUCGGCACAGGGGGAGAUUUACAGUCAAUGAUAAACCUUCACGUUUAUUAAAUAAUAUGCAUUAAUGAGUCAAAAUUUCUACAUUAUAUGACAAUAAAACUUGUUUAGCAAACGUGUGCAGAGACAUUUACAUUUAUGCAUUUGGCUGACGCUUUUAUCCAAAGUGACUUACAGUGCCCUGAUUACAGGGACAAUCCCCCUGGAGCAACCUGGAGUUAAGUGCCUUGCUCAAGGACACAAUGGUGGUGGCUGUGGGGAUUGAACCAAUAACCUUCUGCUUAUCAGUUCAGUGCUUUAGUCCACUACACCACCACCACUCCCACAGACAAAUGUUCAAAAGUGGAUUAAACUUUCUUAUGAUUAUCGUAAACCUGUAGAACAAACAUUAGCACUGCAGCAUCGUUUAUCAGUUUGGUUGCUAUGAGACGUCCCUGUUGACAAUCAAGGUACCACUGAAAAUUACAACAUAAUCAAUCUCAAAAUUAAAAAUAAGGCCCCUCUUUGAUACGUAGUGUAUAGUUGUCAGGUAGUUGUAACUGAAUUUCGAAAGUCACUUCAAGCAUUUUCUUUUUCGAUCAUCGUUUUCAUUAUCGAUCAUUGCUGUCACUUCCGAGUACUUGACUCGUGCCCAUCCCUAGUAUAUUGGAUAAGCCGGUAAGAACAUUGGUAAAGAUGUUUAGAUGCAACACGAAAUUAGUUUAAUGGGCAAAAAUCUAGCUGUUUCGAUCAGUUUAUUUAUGACUUUACCCCGAUAAAGGAAAGCCUUUUAAGGCGUUUAAAUGACCACAGAGGUUGUCAGCUUAUUAAAGCAUAAUCAGUGUUAGAACAUGCAUGUAACCAUGCUUAUUGAUGCUCUUGUGUCUGAAUGAAAGAAAAUUCCCAUAGCCAUGUUUCAACAGUGGAAAACCUUCCCAGAAGAGUGGAGGUUGUUAAAGAAGCAAAGGGAGUACCAACUCCAUUUUAAUGCAGAUGGUAUUGAAAUAAAAUUUUCAAUAAUCAUGUAUAGGUGUGGUGUUCCAUAUUACUCAAGAAACUUUAGUAUGUAUUUAAUGUGUCACCUAUUUUAUAUAUAGGACAACUUAAUUAAAAAGGGUUUAUAGUUUCUCCUGUAACCGUUUAAAAGUACUUUUCUAUAUAUAAAAAAAGUAUUUCUGAAAAUCUCUAUAAACUAUAGCUGACAAAGUAAUAAAGUAGUAAAAAUAAUAUACAAUAUUUUUAGCUGUGUUUGAAAGAAUGUUGUUUGGAAAAGUUCAUUUUACAUAUUUUGUCAUUUGGAUAUAACUGAAUUAAUAAACUUAGUAACAAACUU
Messenger RNA from Myxocyprinus asiaticus (Chinese sucker), 3331 nucleotides. RefSeq names its product chemerin-like receptor 2. The record is from RefSeq and is a predicted model, not a curated record. The transcript has 2 exons. Gene Ontology annotation, biological process: inflammatory response; phospholipase C-activating G protein-coupled receptor signaling pathway; positive regulation of cytosolic calcium ion concentration. Gene Ontology annotation, cellular component: plasma membrane. NCBI's taxonomy places the organism in Eukaryota, Metazoa, Chordata, Actinopteri, Cypriniformes, Catostomidae. Gene Ontology annotation, molecular function: G protein-coupled receptor activity; complement receptor activity. The coding region runs from base 208 to 1278 and encodes 356 amino acids.